GGUACCGUGAGAGCACUUGGGUCUUGGUUCCUUCAUGCCGCUCUUUUUUUUUAUAUAUCUUCUCUGCGUAUGCAACAGUGAUAGUUGGUGGGUGCCCAGGGCUUGUGAUGGGCCAUUGGUGAAAAAUGAUAACCCCGCAGUCUACGUUGUGUAUCUAGACCGCUUGUGGUCGGUUCAUGCUUCAUGCAACUUUGUUCAUUCUUGGUGCGGGGGAGAGGGGAGGGAGAGAGGGGACGGCAUUUUCGCCAAACUGUCAGUUACGACCAAUUGGUUGACGCUCAUGACCAAUUGGCAGUUGCAAGCGGCAUAGUUCGGUGCAGGAAAACACACACACACACGCACACAAAUACACUCCACACAAAGCGACAUCCGUAUGGAGAUGUGAUAUGGAG
Molecule: messenger RNA, 392 nt
Organism: Gamsiella multidivaricata
Lineage: Eukaryota; Fungi; Mortierellomycota; Mortierellomycetes; Mortierellales; Mortierellaceae
Exons: 1
Coding region: 35-310 (91 amino acids)
Source: RefSeq, a predicted model, not a curated record